AUGGUCCCUGUGGUCGACGCUAGGCCUAUGAAUGACGAUGACGUUCCCAUGGACACAAUAGUACCCAAGACUGAGGCGGCACAAGAUGGCCAUGUUUCCAUGAGCUCUUCGGUAUCGACGCCUGAACCGGAAGAACAGAAUCAGGAUGUUGCUCAAACUCAGAAGAGGAAGGGUGGACGAAAGCCUAUUUAUGCCACAUCAGAAGAGCGAAAGCAAAGGAACCGGCAGGCUCAGGCUGCGUUUCGCGAAAGGAGAACCGAAUACAUCAAACAGUUAGAGACGACCAUCAAGCGAAAUGAAGAGUCUCUCCAGUCGCUGCAACAGAGCCACAGGAGUGCAGCCGACGAGUGCCUGAUGUUGCGAUAUAAGAAUUCACUUCUUGAAAGAAUUCUUAUGGAAAAGGGCAUCGAUGUACAGACAGAGCUGCGUCUCAAAACAGGGAACUCCUCGGCCAUUCCUCCCGUGAGACCCAAUGCGAAUACACUUGCUCCCAAGCAACCGUUGCCUCUUGAACGUGCUGCCAUCGGGAGAACAUCUACCCAGCGACGACAGGCUUCGGGAGCCAUCGCCCCCAAACCGGACCACUCCGGUCUCCCUCAAUCACGAGACAGUGUUUACAAUGCGAAUUCUCCGCAACCUCAGCCUACUCCCUCAUCACAUGUGUCGUCUCCCUCAACAGGACGAUCACCUGGUUUCGCCUUACAAGGCGCCAUGUCUCCAAAAGGAGCCGACUUUCAAUCCCAACAGCACCGCAAUCGACCACCUUUACUCCCAAAUCCAAGGGAUUUUGCUCAGCAAAAUCCACUGGGUGUGAAUCAAAUGAGACCUCUGGAUCCCUAUGCGGCGCAACAACCCGCGAUGCCUGGAGCAACCAUGCCAUCUCAUAUGCAAUCAUAUUAUUCUGCUCCAUUUCAAAAGCAUUAUGAUCAACUAGAACAAGAAUACGACGCCCAAGCGGAUAUGCUUGACGAUACUGACAAUGCGGAGAAUGCCUCUGAUGCAAAUGCAUAUGUUCCUAAUUUCAACCGACCCCCCGUGCCAACAGGACAAGGCCGCAUGGGCUUACCCGGUCCGUCUUCUAUGCAGACUGGUGAUGUUGAUCAAGGGAUGUACAAUGCCGGCGACUCCCUCUUCAAUCAAUACGAGCCUGUACUUGACAGCGACACCUUUGGAUUGAGUGCCAGCAUGCAUUUCCAGACCCCAUUCAGCUACGAGCAGGAAAUGCUUCGCCACUAA
Talaromyces marneffei is the source of this 1236-nucleotide messenger RNA. RefSeq lists its product as uncharacterized. The record is from RefSeq and is a predicted model, not a curated record. Gene Ontology annotation, molecular function: transcription cis-regulatory region binding; DNA-binding transcription activator activity, RNA polymerase II-specific. NCBI's taxonomy places the organism in Eukaryota, Fungi, Ascomycota, Eurotiomycetes, Eurotiales, Trichocomaceae. The coding region runs from base 1 to 1236 and encodes 411 amino acids. The transcript is spliced from 4 exons. Gene Ontology annotation, cellular component: RNA polymerase II transcription regulator complex.